ACAAAUACAUUAUUUGUUCUCUCAAUCUUUGCGAUGUCUGUCUUUCUUUACACACUCUUGCUUAUCUUUCAAUUUCAUGCAAAGGCAGAAAAGCCUCUUUGCCGAAUGAUGGGAGACCCAACAUACCCGCUGUUAUCCAAGGAUGGAGAUGUAACUAUUGGAGCACUUUUUUCAGUCCAUGGUAUAGAGUCAUUACCUUCAUUUGAGUUUACACAAAAACCUCUUCUUCUAUCAUGCUCAAGUGUGAGUCUAAGAGAUUUUCGAAUGGCUCAGACCAUGAUCUUUGCCAUUGAGGAGAUUAACCAAAGUCAAAGUUUGUUACCAAAUGUUUCUAUUGGCUACCAAAUUUAUGAUACCUGUGGUUCAAGACUGUCUUCAAUGAGUGCAACUAUGGCAUUGAUGAAUGGUCCAGAAUUUACAGCAGAAAACAGAUGCAAUGGACAGUCUCCUAUACAUACUAUCAUAGGAGAAACAGAGUCUUCUGCUACUGUGAUUCUGUCCAGAACUACAGGACCUUUUAAAAUUCCAGUGAUAAGUCCUUCAGCCUCAUGUGAAUGUCUCAGUAAUAGGAAAGAAUACCCUUCCUUCUUCAGGACUAUUGCUAGUGAGGAGGAGGGAAUUUGCGUGGAGUAAUUCUAUGUGAAAUUCUAUCGAACAGAACCAGAAAAAUUACAAAAAGUGGUAGACACAAUAAAAAAAGGCACUGCAAAAGUGAUUGUUGCAUUUCUUACCAGUUCUGAAAUGUAUAAUCUACUUGAGCAGCUAAGUAUUCAGAACAUUACAGACCUCCAAAUGAUUGGAGUUGAAGGAUGGAUAACUGCAAAGAGUCUGAUCAUUCCAAACAGUUUUCGUGUGCUGGGAGGGUCAUUGGGGUUUGGAGUCAGAAAAAUAGAUAUUGGAGGUUUAGCAGAUUAUGUUAUAAAAGCAUUCUGGGAAACAAAUUUUCCAUGCCCACAGACUGAGGGGAAUUUUUCUCAAUAUGCAUUAAGUUGUAAUAAAUAUCAGGAUCUACUUGCACUGAAAAACUACAAUGAAGAUGUGCCUGAACAAAGAUAUUCAAGCAAUGUCUACAAAGCAGUUUAUGCUGUGGCUCAUUCACUUCACAGUCUACUCAAGUGCAAAGAACAAGCAGGUUGUGAGAAAGGCCUGACAAUACAACCACACCAGGUUGUUGAGGCUCUGAAAAAUGUAAAUUUCACAGUAAAGAUGGGAGAUCGUUUGUGGUUUGACAGCACCGGUGCUGCAGUAGCGCAAUAUGAAGUUGUGAACUGGCAGAAAGACUCAAAUGGAUCAGUCCAAUUUAAACCAGUGGGAUACUAUGAUGUCUCACUUCCACCUCAUCAGCGCUUUGUGCUUAACACUAAAAACAUAAUCUGGGCUGGAGGACAGCUAGAGAAGCCAAGGUCUGUCUGCAGUGAGAGCUGUCCUCCAGGCACUAGGAAGGCUGCACAGAAAGGAAAACCUGUCUGCUGUUAUGACUGUAUUCCAUGUGCAGAAGGAGAAAUCAGUAAUGAGACAGAUUCAAAUAACUGCAAGCAGUGUCCAGGGGAAUACUGGUCUAAUGCUCAGAAAAAUAAAUGUGUGUUAAAGGCUGUAGAGUUUCUGUCAUUCAGUGAAGUUAUGGGUAUAGUGCUAGUCUUUUUCUCACUGUUUGGAGUAGGAUUAACUGUGCUUAUGGCAAUUCUUUUUUACAGUAAGAAGGACACCCCCAUAGUAAAAGCCAACAACUCAGAGCUGAGCUUCCUGCUGCUCUUCUCAUUGAUUCUUUGUUUCCUUUGUUCACUUACUUUCAUUGGUCGGCCCACUGAGUGGUCUUGUAUGUUGCGUCACACAGCAUUUGGGAUCACUUUUGUCCUCUGUAUAUCCUGUGUUCUGGGGAAAACAAUAGUAGUGUUAAUGGCCUUCAAGGCUACACUUCCAGGAAGUAAUGUCAUGAAAUGGUUUGGGCCUCCUCAACAAAGACUCAGUGUUCUUGCCUUUACACUUAUACAAGUUCUUAUCUGUGUCCUUUGGCUAACAAAAUCACCCCCAUUUCCCUACAAAAAUUUGAAAUAUUAUCAUGAAAAGAUUGUUCUUGAGUGCAGUCUGGGUUCUAAUAUAGGUUUUUGGGCUGUUCUAGGUUAUAUUGGCCUGCUGGCUGUCUUGUGCUUCAUUCUGGCUUUUCUGGCUCGCAAACUGCCUGAUAACUUUAAUGAAGCUAAAUUCAUCACAUUCAGUAUGCUUAUAUUCUGUACAGUAUGGAUCACAUUUAUCCCAUCUUAUGUCAGUCCUCCUGGGAAAUUUACUGUAGCUGUGGAGAUAUUUGCCAUUUUAGCUUCAAGCUUUGGUUUACUUUUCUGCAUAUUUGCACCUAAAUGUUAUAUAAUUUUGUGUAAGCCUGAACAAAAUACAAAGCAACAUCUGAUGGGAAAAGUUUCCGUAUAG
This is a messenger RNA of Rhinichthys klamathensis goyatoka, 2424 nucleotides long. Its product is annotated as extracellular calcium-sensing receptor-like. Gene Ontology annotation, biological process: G protein-coupled receptor signaling pathway. Gene Ontology annotation, molecular function: G protein-coupled receptor activity. Gene Ontology annotation, cellular component: membrane. NCBI's taxonomy places the organism in Eukaryota, Metazoa, Chordata, Actinopteri, Cypriniformes, Leuciscidae. The record is from RefSeq and is a predicted model, not a curated record.